Molecule: messenger RNA, 1596 nt
Organism: Uloborus diversus
Lineage: Eukaryota; Metazoa; Arthropoda; Arachnida; Araneae; Uloboridae
Exons: 2
Coding region: 1-1596 (531 amino acids)
Source: RefSeq, a predicted model, not a curated record
AUGAAGGAAUACCUUGAUCUAAAGCACAUGGAGCUGGUUCCAGAUUCUGAAAUUAAUAACAUCAAUAGUUUGUACCUCCCUCAUCACGGAGUUGUUAGAAACACUAGCUCUACAACUAAGCUCCGCGUCGUCUUCGACGCUUCAAGUAAAACCUCGUCUGGACUUUCUUUAAACGAUUUGCUCAUGGUUGGACCAAGAGUACAGCCAGAACUUUUCCCUAUCCUGAUUCAGUUUCGACUUUUCAAUGUAGCCAUUUGCGCUGAUGUGGAAAAGAUGUUCCGCCAGAUUAAAGUUCAUGAGGAAGGCGUAGACUGGCAAAGAAUUCUUUGGAGGGAGUCUCCAAACGAACCAAUAAAAGAAUAUCGUCUAACUACUGUUACCUACGGAACAUCCUCAGCACCAUUCCUCUCCACGAGAACUUUACGACAGCUUGCCAUAGACGAACAAGGGAAUUUUCCAGCCGCUUCAAGAGCUACCCGUUGUCACUUUUAUGUAGAUGAUUUGCUGAGUGGGAGUGCGACAAAGAAGGAAGCCAUUCAACUGGUAUCCGAGCUGCAGGAUAUGAUGAAAAAGAGAGGCUUUUCUUUACGUAAAUGGGUGUCAAACGAUCCCGACGUACUGGCAACCAUUUCAAAAGAAUUACAGGCAAUUGAUUCAAAACACACGAUCAACGAUGACCAACCUGUCAAGAUUCUGGGAAUAGCUUGGCUUCCAGAUGUUGACAAGUUCACCUUUACGAUCACCGUCAAUGAGAUGGACGUAUGGACUAAACGUAAGGUACUUUCUGAAGUCGCUAAAAUCUUUGACCCCUUGGGCUGGUUGGCACCUACAGUUAUCAUUUCCAAAAUCUUCCUCCAAGAGCUGUGGAGUCAUCAUCUAAGCUGGGACGAGGAGCUACCUGAUUCUCUGGCAAAGCAGUGGAGAACAUUUCAAGAACAGCUUCCUGUACUUACAAAUAUCAAAAUUCCACGCCGUAUGCUCAUUCCCCAUGCUUCAGACGUGCAAGUACACGGAUUCUGCGACUCUUCAGAGAAGGCCUAUUGCGCAGCUAUAUACAUUCGUUCUCAGGAUGUAACCCUAGCUGUGACAUCCAGACUGCUAACAUCCAAGAUGCGUGUUUCUCCAGUAAAACCGCAGUCUUUACCUCGAUUGGAACUCUGUUCUGCUUUACUUCUUGCCAAUUUGUUGCAAGCUACCUUUCCAACGCUAACUGUGCCAAUCUCUGAGACAUUUGCGUGGUCUGAUUCCAAGAUCACACUGGCAUGGCUGAAGUCUGAACCAAGAAGAUGGCAACCGUUCGUAGCUAAUCGAGUAGCACAAAUUCAAGAGCUGACUCCUAAUGUUCACUGGAACCAUGUGAGCGGUCUGGAGAAUCCUGCUGAUUGCGGAACAAGAGGGAUACCUCCAACUAAACUAGAAAGGUGCGACUUGUGGUUCAACGGACCUGAUUGGCUAAGGAGUUCUACUUUUCCUAAUAGAGGGUUUGAGGAUAAUCCAGAAUUGCAAAAAGACAUGUCUGUAGAAGCUAAAGGAACAUCCAAGCUGAAUAGGUAUAACCUAAGUGGACCCGGAUUUCAUCCGACCCCUCAGUACUGA